Paracoccidioides brasiliensis Pb18 is the source of this 1461-nucleotide messenger RNA. RefSeq lists its product as uncharacterized. The record is from RefSeq and is a predicted model, not a curated record. The coding region runs from base 1 to 1461 and encodes 486 amino acids. The transcript has 2 exons.
AUGUCAGCCAAGUCAAUCCUUGAAGCGGAUGGCAAGGCCAUUCUCAACUACCACCUCACCAGAUGCCCCGUCAUCAAAUCCUCCCCUCUACCCCCUCAAUCCACCCACAAUCCCCCCCCCAAGCUCGCCUCCCUCUACUUCCCCGAAGAUGCCUCUGUCGACGCUAUCCUCGACCAGGCUGAGAGCACCUAUCCCUGGCUGCUCGCAAAGGACAUCCGCCUCGUUGCGAAACCAGACCAAUUGAUCAAGCGGCGGGGCAAGAGUGGCCUGCUUGCUCUGAAUAAGACCUGGCCUGAAGCGAGAGCAUGGAUUGCUGAGCGCGCAGGCAAGGAGCAGAAGGUUGAGACUGUUACGGGUGUCCUGAGGCAGUUCCUCGUUGAACCAUUUGUGCCUCACCCGCAAGAAACGGAAUAUUAUAUCAAUAUCAGCUCCGUACGAGAGGGCGACUGGAUCCUCUUCACCCACGAAGGCGGCGUAGAUGUCGGCGACGUAGACGCCAAGGCAGAAAAGCUCCUGAUCCCAGUCAAUCUCGCAAACUACCCCUCCAACGACGAAAUCGCCUCUGCCCUCCUCAGCAAAAUCCCCUCGGGCCUCCACAACGUGCUCGUCGACUUCAUCACCCGCCUCUACGCCGUCUACGUCGACUGCCAAUUCACCUAUCUCGAAAUCAACCCCCUCGUCGUCAUUCCCAAUCCCUCCAAAACCUCCGCAGCAGUGCACUUCCUCGACCUAGCCGCCAAACUAGACCAAACCGCUGAAUUCGAAUGCGGUACCAAAUGGGCCAUUGCCCGCAGCCCCGCCGCUCUGGGGAUCCGCAAGGCCACCAAUACGGAUGCCAAGGUAACCAUCGACGCGGGACCGCCCAUGGAAUUCCCGCCCCCCUUCGGCCGCGAGCCUAGCAAGGAAGAAAAAUUCGUCGCAGACAUGGACGCCAAGACAGGCUCGUCGCUUAAACUCACCGUCCUCAACCCGAACGGACGCAUCUGGACCCUCGUCGCCGGCGGUGGUGCAUCCGUCAUCUACGCCGACGCCAUCGCGUCCGCUGGCUUCGUUUCCGAACUCGCGAACUACGGCGAAUACUCCGGCGCACCCACCGAAACACAGACGUUCAACUACGCACGCACCAUUCUGGAUCUAAUGCUGCGCGCACCCUUGCAUCCAGAUGGGAAGGUCCUGUUCAUUGGCGGUGGGAUUGCGAAUUUCACGAACGUCGCAUCGACGUUCAAGGGGGUUAUUCGGGCGCUGAGGGAGGUGGCGCCUAUCUUGAAUGAGCAUAAGACGCAGAUCUGGGUUAGACGGGCUGGGCCUAAUUAUCAGGAGGGCCUGAAGAAUAUUAAGGCUGUGGGCGAGGAGUUGGGGUUGAAUAUGCAUGUUUAUGGGCCAGAGAUGCAUGUUAGUGGGAUCGUGCCGUUGGCGUUGUUGGGGAAGAAGACGGAUGUUAAGGAAUUUGGAGCGGCGUAG